Messenger RNA from Daphnia pulex (common water flea), 1347 nucleotides. RefSeq lists its product as uncharacterized. The coding region runs from base 275 to 1120 and encodes 281 amino acids. NCBI's taxonomy places the organism in Eukaryota, Metazoa, Arthropoda, Branchiopoda, Diplostraca, Daphniidae. The transcript is spliced from 4 exons. The record is from RefSeq and is a predicted model, not a curated record.
AUCUUUCUUUCCUUUUCACCAAAAUUGAUAAAAACUUUUUACUUAUGCGCUGCGUAGCCUAUGGCAUAUAACAAAGAUCUCUGACAGUGUGGUCCGGUUCAAGUUUAAUGUGUGAGGUAGUUCAGAUUACUCUUUAAUUACUCGUUUAAAAUCAAAGUCGGCAACCUAAGUGCCCGCCUUCACAGAUUCCGUCUACACUGACUCAGGUUUACGCGAGUGAUUGACAUUUGAAUAGCAAAAUAUACUGGACACCAUUGGCAGUAACUACCACGAAAUGUUUCUAUAUCACUAUACCAACGAAAAAAACUUCAACAACAUUUUAGAUGAGAAAAUUUUGCGUGUGUCACUCCGUGGCCGCCAUGGCAGAUUUGGUACUGGUGUCUACCUGACUUCGUUUACACCUGAUAACGGGCGUGAAGCAAUCAAGAUAAAUAAUCGAGAUGGGGUUUCUCACUUGCCAGAAUACGCCGAUAAGACUGAAGAAUGUUACCUAAAGUUUAAGAUAGAAGACCUCUCUCAUGUGAAAAACGUUCAACCUAAAGGCCACCAACAAGAUAUCUGGCUUAAUCCCAGCGAAAUUAACCUGCGCUACAUUUCCUACUACUCUGGAUAUACCGAUAACAGUGAAGAAGAAGAAUAUCAUCCUUGUGCGUCAGUCGUGGCACGUGCAGAGGCCAAUGUUGGAUCGUAUUCUUAUCCUGAGGUUAUUGAGAAUCAUUGUUCUCGGCAUUCGAACCCGGCUGUUUCUGAACGACAAAGCGCUGCUCGUAGCACUUACAGUUACGGAACGGGAAGAGAUUCACGCAGCAUUUCAUAUCGCUCUUAUUACCAGCAACAGCAGCAAGAAUCAGAGUCGGAUUCUGAUGGUGAUUAUUCUUGGUAUCCGAAUCAUGCUGUUUCUGAGCGUCAUCAAAACACUGGUCGUAGCACUUACGGUUACGCAACGGGAGGAGAUUCACGCAGCACUUCAUUUCGCACUUCCCAUCAACAGCAACAAGAAUCAGAUGAAAUUGGAUUGGGAGGCGUUGUGGCUGGAACUGCGGCUGUUUUAGCUGUCGGCGCAGCUGCUUUUGGUUUAUUUGCAGCUUUUCGCCAAUCACGCCAAAACAAUCAACAGUAAAAAUUAAAAACAAAUAAACAUGCUAUGUGGAACAUGAGUAGAAAUUGGAUUUCUAUAGCUCAUAUAGUGUCUUUGACAACGGUGUCAACCUGUAGUUGCAUGAACCCACAAUUUUGUUUAGGUCUUAUCACAGUUAUAAUCUAUACUUAUCAUAGUUUUACAUGGUUUCAGGCUUUGGUCUUACUGUAACUCACAAUUUAAAGAAAUACACCAUUCUGCGGGUUUCA